CCCUCCCGUGGUGGGCCUUCUGAACUGAAACAGAGCAGGAGACCGAGAACCACAUUGAGCAUCAGUAGUUCAGCUCAGAGCCAGAAGGAUUCUCCAGACUUUUGGAAAAUUAUCAGUAACUAACCUCUUGAGAAGCUAACUGCUGCCCAGCCAUGAGGGUUUUCAACCUGCUCUACCUGCUCCUGCUGCUCGUAACCAUUGUAGCAUCAGUCUCAUCCGCACCAGUCUCCUCCGGCAGACCAGAAUUACUCUACCUAAGGAGAAAAUACCACAGACACCACUACUGCCCCCACAGACGCUGCCUGCCUCUCCACUCCAGAGUACCCUUCCCCUAAGGUUGAAGAACAAGAAUGAGGGUGACCUAAGGACAGUAAUACGAAUAUGAAGCAACUGCAGUGUGUGGCCCAAACACCAUGGAUGGGUCCCAGUACAAAGACAUAGAUUGUGAAGUGAAGCAGACACCACGCCAAUUCCCUCCAAAGACACAGAAAGAAACUGUUUUGAUUCCCAACAAAAUAUAAACCAAGAAAUGUUUUGGCAUCCUGGUGGACACAGAUCUGGGUUUGUCCAGGUACAAGCUUCUUCUCUCUUCGUCUUGAAAAGCCAAUGCUUUUGUACUGAACAUGAUCAACGGAAAAGGAGCUACAACAACAUAAAGUAUAUUCAACACUCGACUUUAAAGCUACGGACCAAAGAGCUGGAAACAUCUUAGUGAAUGCAGCUACGAUGAACAGCAUCCCCAGUAUUCCUACAAAGUGUUUAAUAUGCAUGUAUGCACUUGAAAUUUUUAUUGAAUUACAUUUUAAACUUUUUAAUAAAAAUGUAUUAAUGUAG
Messenger RNA from Etheostoma cragini (Arkansas darter), 834 nucleotides. It is a transcript of the gene apela, whose product is annotated as apelin receptor early endogenous ligand. The record is from RefSeq and is a predicted model, not a curated record. Gene Ontology annotation, molecular function: apelin receptor binding. Lineage: Eukaryota; Metazoa; Chordata; Actinopteri; Perciformes; Percidae. Bases 153 to 335 code for a protein of 60 amino acids. Gene Ontology annotation, biological process: apelin receptor signaling pathway; heart development. The transcript is spliced from 3 exons.